AUGGGAUCAAGGUUUUUUGCAGAUAAUUUUUGGUCGGCUGAUUACAUUACAGGAUUAUCGCGAUUGAAACAAGAAUCAACGUUAUCGAUAAACCAAUUACAUGAUUUUAGAAAACUAGCUUUCAGUUACUUGAAAUAUUACUUUCUGAAUAGCGAGUAUUUUGCCAAGUCCAUUAGGGAGCUAUUUGAUGGUGAAUGUUCGUUUGCCAAUGGUAUUGAGUCGUUACUGUUGAACUCAUGUUAUAACACUUUUAUAAGUGAGAUGGAGUCAGAAUCGGUUAUUAUGCUGAAUUUGGCGGCAAGCAUAGAUAAAUAUGUUGUUGACGAUAUAACCAAGUACUUGAAAUUUCAUGAACCAAAGAUCAAACGGGAGCUUUCGAGGUUAGAGGAGUUGUAUGAUGAGUAUGUCAAAUUGUUGAAGAAUAUUUCCAAAACUAAACACAAGUACGUCGAGCAAUUGCAUUUGAAGGAGUUUGCAAUUGCUAAGCAGAGAAGGAUGAAAAUAGAAGGAGAGGAAUCCGACUAUAGUGACGAAGAGUCAUAUGUGGAAGAAGAACAACAAGAAGAACAAGAAGAACAAGAAGAGGAGGCGAGAAAGGAGGCGAGAAAGGAGGCGUCAUAUGUGGGAGAAGAAGAAGAAGAGGAGGAAGAGGAAGAGGAGAAGAAGAAUACAAUUAGAUUGAGAUUUCCCUUGCGUAUAGGUCCAGCGACUUUUGACAACUUGGAAGAACUAAAAAUAACGCUAUCUCAACUUAUAGCCAAAACCCCCACUACAAAAAGAACGAUUCCGCUACCUGGGUAUAAGGAAGAAAUAUUUGUAAGUGAUUCUAUAUGCAAUGUGUUGACCAGUUUAAGAAUACGAGGAUUGAGUCCAUCAAGAUCGAAUCUUGAAAAGUUUGGCCAGGGUCUUCUCGAUUUAAAGCUCAUUACUCCAACAAAUAUAUUUCUGCGAAAAUUCAAAAGUGAAGCAGUUUGGUUUGAAUGGUCUGAUUUAGCUUUGCAAAUUGCUGAAUUCAAGUCUUUUCAUUCCCAUUCUCGUACUUUUUCUACUUCAACUUCUUCUUCUGAUGCACGCACUUUGCCAUCAAAGAAUUCAGCAAGAUCAAACAACCACAAAAUGACCUCCCCUGCUUCAAAAUUGAUGAAUAACAUGGCGGAAACAACCACUAGAUUCAACGCAAUGUUUAAUACGGUAAAGAGUUCAAUAUUGAAAACAAACCAUUCUGAGAUUUUAGCGGAGCUCCUAGACCAGUACAACGACCAGAUAUUAGAGUUACAAGAAUAUGUUUACUUUUUGGAAAAGGGUUUAUUUGACAUAUCGCAGUAUUUGGAAAAAUUUGAAAAAGUAAAGAUUCAAAUAAUCUAUAAAUGCUCAGCAAAGUUACUGGAUCUCAUAGUCCAUUUUCAUCACCAACAAGUUGCAUCUAUUGACAAAUUUUCCAAAACUAUUACGCAGAUAAAUCAGGUAUCGAAUUACGAAUCAGAUUUCGAUACUGCUUUGCAAAAUUUUAAGAGUGGCAUUUAUUUUCCAAUAUCACACCCACUCCUCCCACAAAAGGAGCGCGAGCAAGUUGGCAAUUUGCCGCAAAAUCUAGAGAAGCAGUUUGAUUUGUUUAACGAUAUUCCAUUGCAGUUGUUAAAUUGCCAGGUUUUCGAAGAAAAAGAAGAAGAGAAGCGUGUUUUGAGCGUGGCAUCUGUUCCAGUACUUCUUUAUGAAAUAAUAAGCAUCCUAGAGUUGGAAGGAGACAUCAACCAUCUUCGGAAACUCUGGCUACAGCCAAUUGACUUCCAAUCUCAAUGGCGAGUCAAACAGGAGUUGACUCAGUUAAUUGCAGAUUACGCCACUGGCACAGAGCAGGAAAUUCAAAGCAAUGUUACAGUCUCAAGUGCCAUUAUCACUAUGGUUAUAGAUAAUUUAAAGUCAAGAAAAACAGAGGAGGUGAUUGUGUUUCUAAAAUGUUGGUUAAUGGAGAUCAAGGAUUCUGUGAUACCUUUCAUUGUGUUUGAUUCUGUAGUAAAUGAGUAUGCAGAAGAUGGAAAGAAAGACACUAAAAGCAAUUUGAUCAAGCAUUUGGGGUCGAUACCCAGAAGCAACUUGGCAUCGUUAUUAUGUAUUAUGGAACAUAUUUGCAAAGUCUUUGACAUUUACACGUUUAGUAACUAUCGUUUGUCUGACAGUUUUCCUGAAGCUUCAAUUACAACAAAAGAUGACUCGUUAUUGGAACUGGUUUCUAAAGAGUUGAACCUGAUGCAAGUGAUUGGAGGAAUUCCUUUUGUGCAUUUGAUAAUGAGACCAUGCUUGGCCAAGAAUUUUACAGGCUUCAAACCUCCAUUACUGACCUAUGUGGAGAUAUUGGCAAACUUGAUAAACCCUGAGAUUAGGUUGGAGCUUUUCCAUAUUAUAGUAAAUUAUGAAAAGAAACUAAUAGAGAAAAAAGAGAUUGAAAAACAAUCUGGAUUACAAGUAAAGAGGAUGAUACCAUUGCAAGAACAAAAGUUUCAAUUUCAACCUCAGCUGAAUGAACCACCAAAGACUCCAAAGGAAGAAACGGUUCAAGUAUUACUUACCGAUGAGAAGUCAAAAACUAGUAAUGUCGUUAGUACACCUCCACUGGAGGAGCAGCAACAGCAGCAACAGCAACAGCAACAGCUGCAACAGCUGCUGCUGUUGCUCUUUCUGAAACAAGAUUUUUCCAAUCUCAAAGCUCCACAAGCCUUGAGUGCAGAAGCUUUUUCCUUGAGACCUUUCAAAACUCGAUCUACACCAACUCCAUCACCAUUGGGUUCACCAAAAUAUUUACAUGAUGAAAAUUCUGAACCGCGUAGAGCGAGAAGUGCGAGUACUUCAUUCCUCGUGCCAAAGAUGGAUAUUGAAUUUGAAGGACACUAUAAAAUAUAA
Messenger RNA from Lodderomyces oxycetoniae, 2898 nucleotides. RefSeq lists its product as uncharacterized. The transcript has a single exon. The coding region runs from base 1 to 2898 and encodes 965 amino acids. NCBI's taxonomy places the organism in Eukaryota, Fungi, Ascomycota, Pichiomycetes, Serinales, Debaryomycetaceae. The record is from RefSeq and is a predicted model, not a curated record.